Panicum virgatum (switchgrass) is the source of this 2013-nucleotide messenger RNA. RefSeq lists its product as uncharacterized. The record is from RefSeq and is a predicted model, not a curated record. Lineage: Eukaryota; Viridiplantae; Streptophyta; Magnoliopsida; Poales; Poaceae. The transcript is spliced from 4 exons. The coding region runs from base 532 to 1671 and encodes 379 amino acids.
CAUCCUCUGGGAAAGCAAGAAGCUUCCUGGAAGAUGGAAUAAUUGAUUUAGCUGACUCAACUAGGCACCAGAAUGAUAUGAAUAGUGAGCUACUGGGUGCUCAGGAGAGUAGGAUAUUUCAGAGAGAGGUUUCUGUUGAGUCAGCUCCUCAAGUGGAGCACCCAAAGGAGCCUUUUUCAUAUGAGUGCAUGCAAGAGGCUGACCAGUCAGAUGUAGAGAUGGAAAAAGCACGAUUAUCAGAUAUGGAUUAUUGGUCAGAUAACUCAAAGUUUGAUCACCCUUGUGCAAGUGAGGAGUUGGAGCAGAUCAGUGCGAGUAAGCAGCCUGAGUUAUUUGGCAGUGGUGCAGAUAGUGAUCAGCCCCUGCCUGCAUUUGAUUCAGAGCAAGUGCGACCGACAACUGUGGUGCCAGUGAUUGAAGUUCUGAAGGAGAAUGAGUUGCCUCCAGUUUCCACAGUGCGACCCAAUGAUCCUGUGAACUACAUGAGGGCCCCUUCUGAUGAGCUGAAGAGGCUCAGAAGCAGGAACCACUAUGAGGGUCGUAGAGCAGCAGGACUUAUAUACCUCCAUAUACAGUAGGGCCAAAUUGUUUGAUAUGAAGUGGAUAGACUGGGAACAUAUUGAUAGCAUAGAUCAGUUUGCUUGUGUCAGGGAGCGAUGUGCCCAUCUGGGGCUUGAGCAGAUCAUGAGUUAUCAUUGUGAUUGGGACAGUGAGCUGAUUAGGCAGUUUUACUCUACAGUUCACAUCAGUGCCGACAAGAGCUCUAUGACUUGGAUGGCAGAUGGUAGGAGGAUCACUACCAACAAGAAAGCAUGGGAAGAGAGGUUUGGCAUUCCUGGCGGUGUUCACACUGAGAUUCACUCGCAGUUUUUACUUGAUGAUGAUGACAAGAGGAUCCUGUACACAGCUACAGAAUGCACACUUGGCCAAAUCAGUGGCCUCUCUCCUUUGGCUAGCAUAGCCAAUAAGAUUAUUAGAACGACCAUCUAUUCCAAGUCUGGAAAUACACUUCACGCACAUAAUUGGAACGUCCUAUAUCACAUUGUGGAGCAGCAUCCAUUUGACAUAAUUGCUUUGAUCUUUGGUGAGAUAGAAUUGUUUAUUUCGGAUCGCAAUCGCACUAAAGACCUGCUGUUGUAUGCACCAUACAUCAUGGGGAUGAUUAUGAGCGCAUUUGAAUACGACGGACCUAGAGAAUCCAAGCACAAUUCCUACAAAAAACCCAGACCCAGGCAUUCCUACAAGCUGAAACGGACAAAAAAAGUUAGUCGUCCACCAGCACAUGCAGUAUCUGCAACUUUUGAGCAACCUCCUUCAACAUUUCAGUCAGAGGUUGAGGCAGCUGGACAUCAGCCUCAGGGAGAUGCAGUCCCGGGGCAAGCCGUGCUACCUCAGGCUAUCACACGCAAAGAUCUCCUUCAGGUUUUUGAGGACAGACUAAGGCCAAUAAGAGACUCAUUAGCCAGCAUGGAGGGCAGGUUUGGCAGAGUUGAGGGUGGACCCACUCUCCCGAUGCAGCAUACCAAUGACUCUUCAUCUCAGAUCCCAGCUCCACAUUCCUCUCCGGCACCAUCCCUUCAGGCUACUACUCCAACACUGCCUCUGGCUCCAGCAGUUUCUUCUGAGCAGGCCAGCAGGAUGCGUGUUGCCAACUUCGGUGUCUCAGCUUAACCAGCUCUUGUGAAUUCAACUCCUUUUAGUCAGCCAGUUCUUGUGAGGCGAGGUCCUUUUAGUCGCUUUCCUUGGUAUCAAAUGGAGAAGUGAUAGGUAUAGGUGUGACCGUCUUAGUAGGGCACGGUGGCUAUCCUGCACUCAGUAUCUCAGUUAUUUUGUGUGCGUAUAUAUAUCUUGGAUUUCCCUGUACAUUUCUUGUAUAAGGAAAGACCUUGAGAAGCUUAUCCUAUGUCAUGCUGAUUGAGACUUGAGAAAUUAGCACUAUGAUGACAAGCACCCAGUGUUAAUGAUGUUUUAGUAUUGACCCUUGAAUCUUGCAAAUACUACAGCUUUGAUCUU